AUGGGUACUGAACAAGCGGGCGAUGCUCCAUAUGCAUUUGCCAAAAGCGAUGGACUUGAUCCACUGCUCAUCGGAUCAGUUUCGUUAUUGUUGCUUGCAUUGAGUUUUAUAAUUUGGCGAUUGCUCAAAUUGCAAUGGGAUGAGCAAGAUGCGAAGAAACGAGUGAAUAUGCUGAUUGCGAUGAAUGAGGAAAACGACAGACAAGAGAGAAGAGGAGCUAAUGUCGCUGGCGGAAUGCGACGAACAGCUCGACGUCGUGUGAAUCGUGAUGAAGAUGACGACGGAUUCGUGAAUCAUAUGAUGGCUGCUGAAGACUUUGAUGUCGACGCUUCUGGAAAGAAAAUCGGCAAAAGGAAAGCGGCGAAAUUGGCGGCAAAAGAGGAGAAGAAGCAAAUGAGAGAAUAUGAACUUGCUGAACGCGAGGAAAAGAAGAAGCGAGAAGCGGAACGGGAGAAACGGUUGGACGAAGAACGAGAACGCGAGCGAAAAGCUGAAGAAGAAGAGGAAGAGAGAAAACGAAAAAAAAAGGAAGAGCGCGAAAAACGAGAGCAUGAGGAAUACCUGGCGAUGAAAGCUUCGUUUGCUGUUGAAGAAGAAGGAACCGAUGCGAUCGAAGGAGAAGAAGCCGAGAAUUUGAUUCGCGAUUUUGUGGAAUAUGUCAAGACGAAUAAGGUUGUCAGCAUCGAUGAGCUCUCGGCACACUUCGGAUUGAAAUCAGAAGAAUCUGUGAUGCGACUGAAGCAUUUCAUCGAUGAGGGUCUCCUUCAGGGAGUCAUGGAUGACCGAGGAAAGUUCAUCUACAUAUCCGACGACGAAUACGCGGCCGUCGCCAAAUUCAUCAACCAACGCGGACGGGUCUCAAUCAAUGAAAUCGCCGAGCAAAGUAAUCGUCUAAUUCGCCUCGACGUUUCUGCCGAAUAA
Molecule: messenger RNA, 921 nt
Organism: Caenorhabditis bovis
Lineage: Eukaryota; Metazoa; Nematoda; Chromadorea; Rhabditida; Rhabditidae
Source: the annotation of a GenBank genome assembly